Molecule: messenger RNA, 5779 nt
Organism: Anopheles nili
Lineage: Eukaryota; Metazoa; Arthropoda; Insecta; Diptera; Culicidae
Gene: Ae2
Product: anion exchange protein 2
Exons: 11
Coding region: 1-4221 (1406 amino acids)
Biological process (GO): transmembrane transport; bicarbonate transport; regulation of intracellular pH
Cellular component (GO): plasma membrane
Molecular function (GO): solute:inorganic anion antiporter activity; monoatomic anion transmembrane transporter activity
Source: RefSeq, a predicted model, not a curated record
AUGAACCGUGUUCUAGCGGUGGCCGGCAUCGAUGGCCUUCGCCGAAGCUCGUUGCCGUGGAAUAUUAAACAAAACUACACGUUGAUAACGAGCAAUGACGAUCCGAACGAGGUACACCUGGAUGACGAAAUCGACCGUGUCUUCGGAACGUCCAGCACCGUCGAAAAGGAGCGGUUCGAACUGAACCGGCUGCAGGACCAAGUCAUCCUGGACAACUCGCCGCUCAAGUACGACGAAGCACACCGUGUCGCCGACGGCGCGGAUCGCCCGAUGCAUCAGGACACCGUCUCGAGCGCCAGCAACACUAGCAACACCACCAGCAACAAAGCCGGCAGCAACCAUGAGGCCCGCAAGCCGGUCUCGCCUCCGACCACCGCCCCGACCAGCCCGAUCUCGUUCUCCUCGAAGAGCGAGGCGACGGACACGAAACCGUCGACGGCCAACAACACCACGCUAGCGGACAACACGUCGAAUGACUUCAGCGAAACCGUCCACGAUGAGCCGGUGGUGGACCAGGGCACUGUGCAGGGCGAGCAGUGGGAUACGAGCGCCAGGAGGAAUGUGCACUUCGACAAGGACAAGAAGCCGGUACCGAUCGAGGGCCUACAAGUAGAGGACACCAACGAGGAGCGCCGGCGACGAACGGAGAAGCUGCUGCAAAGCAAACCCACCCGAAGUAAAAGGCGCCACCAUCCGCACAAGUCGCGCAAGUUCUCGCUCCAGGAGUACCACCCGGAAUGGAGGCGCCAAAGUGGAACCGAGGGUGGACCAACUGGACGCCGGAUCUCGGUGCAACCGGAGGACGCCACUCUGCAGGAGGCGGACAUCGACGAGCUGACGUCGCACCGAUCGGAUGACCCGCGUGCCCUUCGACGGCACAAGGUAAGCGCCCAGACCGGUGCAUCCUUGGUGAACAUCAACCGGAAGGACGCACCCCAGCUGCAUCACUUGCUGCCAUCGAGCAAGUACAAGAAGCUGUACGACCACAGCCCACACGAAGUAUUCGUGCAGCUGGACGAACUCACGGGCAGUGGGGAGGAGCGCGAAUGGAAAGAGACAGCCCGUUGGAUCAAGUACGAGGAGGACGUUGAGGAGGGCGCUGAUCGAUGGGGCCGACCACACGUGGCCUCCCUGUCGUUCCACUCACUCCUGAACCUGCGCCGCUGUCUCGAGACAGGCGUCGUGUUGAUGGACCUGGAGGAAAAGGACCUCCCAUCGGUGGCGUACCGCGUUGUCGAACAGAUGGUCGUCGACGAGCUGAUCCACGAGGAUGACAAGGCCGUCAUCAUGCGGGCACUGCUACUGCGUCACCGGCAUGUGAACGAAAGCUCGCAUGGUGGCUUUUCCUUCGCGCCGAAGCGAAAGUACAGCAGCUACACGAGCCUCCAGUCCUUGUCCAUGCGCGCCGAGGAGACCGGCAACGGUGAGGUGAUCGUGGGCGUGAGACGGUUGAACUCCUUCAUCAGCCCCACGCAGAGCUACACGCUCAGCCCACCCUCGCUGCACCCGAACUCGGUGUACGGCCAAAGUCCGAACCUGUCCUCGCGCAACCAACCCGUUGUGGGUUCGCAACAGGCUCCAUCGGCGCAGAAGGAGCGCCAUCAGCGGUUUGCCUCCUCGAAUGGCAGGGCUCGACGCUCCGGCAGCCAGGAUAGUAGUAGCGCAGCAACGGCAGCAGCAGCAGCCUCGUCCGCAACAGCAGCAGCCGCCGCAGCAGCACCGGUGACCCUAACCACGGUUACCAGUGCCGUUGGUAUGCGACGAAAUAACACACCUUUAUCGCUGACAGUUAGCGUGGAUGAUAAGAAACCGCGCAUCGUCCCAGCGGCCGAAAUCAACGGCCACGGUGGGCACGGCGAAACCCGGAUCAACAUCAGCGAAGAAACGUACACCUCCUCGCAGGAGGACAUCAAGAUGCGCACGCAGAAGGAGUCGAUCCUGAAGCGCAUCCCUGAAGGCGCCGAAGCAACGACCGUCCUUGUCGGUGCGGUGGAUUUUCUCGAACAACCCACGAUCGCGUUCGUGCGACUUGCUGAGGGCAUUCCGAUGCCAAGCAUCACGGAGGUCCCGAUCCCGGUGCGUUUCCUGUUCAUCCUGCUCGGACCGCAGAAGACCGAGCUCGACUACCAUGAGGUAGGCCGCUCGAUCGCCACACUCAUGUCGAACGAGCAUUUCCACGACAUCGCCUACAAGGCGGACGACCGGAGGGAACUGCUGUCCGCGAUCAACGAAUUCCUGGACGACUCGAUCGUGCUUCCGCCGGGCAAGUGGGAACGUCAGGCGCUGUUGCCGUUCGAGGAGCUGAAAGCCAAGAGUGACAUGAUCCGGUUGCGCAAGAAGAAGGCUCUCGACGAGAAGAUCAAGAGCAAGCAGUCUCAACUGCUAACGAGCGAGGAAGAGAAGAAGCUACUGGCAGCAACCGGUGGCGAUGGGGGUGAUGGCAAGAAACCCAAAAAGAACCCACUCGAGAAAACGAACCGUUUGUGGGGUGGAUUGAUCAACGACAUCAAGCGCCGUUACCCGAUGUAUAAGAGCGAUAUCAUGGACGGGAUAAAUGCCGAAACACUCGCGGCUACCAUCUUCAUGUACUUCGCGGCCCUUUCGACGGCCAUCACGUUCGGUGGGUUAUCAUCCGACAAGACACACAACCUGAUUGGCAUCUCAGAGACGCUCGUGUCAGCAUCGAUGGUUGGUGUCGUGUUCCACCUUCUCGCAGGUCAACCUUUGGUCAUCAUAGGUACCACCGGACCGCUACUGCUGUUCGACGAAGCGCUCAAUCAGUUCUGCAUCUCGAACAACUUCAGCUUCCUGACCGUGCGUGUCUACGUCGGGUGCUGGCUGGCCGUGAUCGCGCUGAUCGUGUCCGCGUUCGAGGGCAGCGUUUAUGUGCGACUUUUCACGCGCUUUACGCAGGAGAUCUUCUCGGCACUCAUCACGCUGAUCUACAUCGUGGAAACCAUCAUGAAGCUGGUGUCGGUGUACGCGCGUCAUCCGUUGUUGGCUGAGUAUCAGUACAAGAACGUGACCGCACCACAACCGCUGGUGGUGCCACCCUACGGCGAGGACGUGGGUAACGACACCACCGUCUCAAGUGCUGCUGGCUUGCUCGCCGAGAGCCUUACAACGGUGGCGAAUGUCACGUUGGGCAUCCCUGUUGAAGCGGACCACCUGCUGUUGCCCGAAGACGCCGUUGGUCCUCGGAACCGCCCAAAUACGGCCCUUUUCUGCACGAUCCUUACGCUCGGAACGUUCUCGUUGGCCUACUACCUGAAGCUGUUCCGCAACUCACACUUCUUGGGACGAAACGCACGCCGAGCUCUGGGUGAUUUUGGUGUACCGAUCUCGAUCGCGCUGUUCGUGCUGCUUGACUUCAUGAUCCCGCAGGUGUACACGGAGAAGCUGAGCGUACCGGAGGGUCUGUCACCUAGCGAUGACACACGCCGUGACUGGCUCAUUCCUUUGGGCGGUGUGCCUGGAUGGAUGCCAUUCGUUGCCGGUGUUCCCGCGCUGCUGGUGUACAUCCUUAUCUUCAUGGAGACGCACAUCUCGGAGCUGAUCGUAGACAAGCCCGAGCGAGGCCUGAAGAAGGGUUCGGGUCUGCACAUGGACAUUGUGCUGCUGUGCUUCCUCAACACCGUGUGCGGGUUCUUUGGCAUGCCGUGGCAUUGUGCUGCCACCGUCCGUUCGGUGACGCACGUUUCGGCCGUCACCAUUAUGUCGAGGACCCACGCACCUGGAGAUGCACCACACAUCACGGACGUGAAGGAGCAGAGAAUAUCGGGCUUCUUCGUAUCACUGCUUGUAGGCCUCUCAGUAGCGAUGGCACCGAUCCUCCGACUGAUCCCGAUGUCGGUCCUGUUCGGUGUGUUCCUGUACAUGGGCAUAGCUUCCAUGAGCGGAGUGCAGUUCUUCGAACGAUUGCGGCUGUACCUGAUGCCCGUAAAGCACCACCCACAAGUGCCAUUCGUGAGGCGUGUGCCGACGUGGAAAAUGCACCUGUUCACCGGUGUGCAGAUAUUGGCCCUCGCCAUGCUGUGGGCCGUCAAGUCGUCGCCGUUCUCGCUGGCGUUCCCGUUCUUCCUGAUCAUGAUGGUGCCGAUCCGGAAGCAGCUGGAAAACGUCUUUUCACCGCUCGAACUGCGUGCGCUUGAUGGCAGCCAACCGAACGAAGGUGCGGAAGAUGAGCCCGACUUCUACGAACAAGCACCCAUACCCGCUUAAUCGCGUCCCGCGUAAUGUACUCGAAGAUGGUGUGCCCAGUGUGCCCAACGGAUGCCGGGUUAUCCACGAUAACGACUUAUCUAGCCGCAAGAUAACACAAUAAGCAAAGGCUAGCAGCAUGGUUGAGUUUCGUCGAUUGUAUGCAAUAUUAAAUUUCACCCGUCCUGUCGCAAAUGUGGGCAGGAAGGGUCGAGAACAAGAUGCGGCAGAGCGCAGGUAUCGAGUGCAAACUGAUUGCGUGUAGCACGUGCGUCAUCUGCAAGUGCACCAGGCGGCGUUAUCUUUUAGGCGCGACUGUCGAACAGCGUCGAACAGAGCGUUGAAUAGGAGCAAUACCACACGGAAGCAAUUCCAUCGAUCACAAUUUCACUGGAUUGGUAGAUUUCGUCACCAAAACCACCUCCUCCUUUACGUAACGAAAUUAUUAGGUGUAACGUAGGCAUGUGAAAUAUCAAGCAACAGGCAUUAACAAAGGCAAAAAAAAGUAACAAACGUAGCAUAAAUCAAAGCAGAUAUUCAAUUGGCCCUUGUCGACGGAGGAACUUCUUGGAGUGGCAAAAGCUUCGGUGGAAAUAGAAUGAGUGUGUAUGUGUGCAUGUGUAUGUUUACAACAGUCUGUGAUCAGUAUUACUUACAGGACAUGAAGGUACUUGCAUGGAACCACGAGUAAAAAAAGGGCAUAGAACAGAUGGAGGCGCACAGUAUAACGAGAGUAGAGAACAAAUCAAAGUAGUAGAUCGGACCUAAACCAGACCUUUCUCGCAAUGAAGAGAAAGAACAUCACUUUUACGGAAACGAUGAGCUAGCCACACGCGGCAUCAGGGACGUACGGAGAUGAUGGUUGUGAGCGGUGGUGUGCGACACGACCGGAGCGCAACCGUGAAGGAUGAACAUUUUAUUUUUGUGAAUCUUUAAAGCUCCCUUUUUCUACUGUAGCCAGAUGUUAAGGGGUUGGUGCAGGGAGUGCAGCGUGCAGGCGCGAAGAAGAUUGUUGUGUAGUGUUGUAGUGGCCAAGCCAAGAACAAACAGAUUGAUGUGUAUGCGAUGUGUGUAGCACGGAUGUCGUAGGAUGAAUUUGUUCCGUUUAUGUUUCUUGUUGAUGAAAAGAUUCUAUUUUCACAGAGAUAUAUUGACAUUUGCUUCGCUCGAAAGACAAAUAUUAACGGCCGCACGGCCUCAAUGCCUCAAGGAGGGAUACUUAAAACGUAACGGAGCGCGUUACAGGCCCGGCCUAGCGAGUACCGUUUCCUGGGCGGCCGGCACUUUGGCCAAACGGAGGCAUAUUUACGGAGGAGAAUUUUAUCUUACUUUAUAUAUUUUUUUAGAUAGCCAUUAACUAGACGGUCCUUCUGCAAAAAGGGCUAGAAUACCGAGGACGUUGUCGAGCAUGCAUGUCGUAGAGCUCUUCGCAUUACUUACACUAGAUUAGUGCAUAGACGGUACGAAUUGAAAUUUAUUCUUCAAUUUCUCGCGUCAUCCUAAGGACAUUAUUAGCCUUCUGAUAGCGUACUAGCGUAACCGAACCAACGGUACAAAUAAAAUCUAAACCAUAUUCCAU